Drosophila eugracilis is the source of this 2710-nucleotide messenger RNA. RefSeq names its product tyrosine-protein phosphatase YVH1. Gene Ontology annotation, molecular function: protein tyrosine/serine/threonine phosphatase activity. The record is from RefSeq and is a predicted model, not a curated record. Gene Ontology annotation, cellular component: cytosol. Gene Ontology annotation, biological process: protein dephosphorylation. NCBI's taxonomy places the organism in Eukaryota, Metazoa, Arthropoda, Insecta, Diptera, Drosophilidae. The coding region runs from base 590 to 1921 and encodes 443 amino acids. The transcript has 7 exons.
GAGCCGAUUCGUUUGGCGCAAUCCUUCCUUCUGCAAAAGGAACUCACGCGGCGGCUGCAGCUCGUUUUUUUUUCCUGAUUUCUACUAUCCACACACAUAUUUCACGGCUGCGUUUCUUGCGGUCUGGCUUUCAUUGUUACUCGACCCUCAAACGCUUUUCACGUUUCUCACCUCUAUGGCGGUGCUUCAUUUUUCACAACACUCUUUGCCGCGAAACGAUACGGAAAAAUGUUUGGGAUACAAUCAACUUGGCUUUAACUGUCACACAGUUUACUUUUCGUGUUCACACUGAGAGAAAAGCUGAAGCAGAAAGGUAGAGAAGCGAAUCUAAAUUUUGUGUGUGUGUGUAAAUUUUGCGGCCGCCGCUGGCACCGUGAUAUAACAGGAGUUGCCGCUUGACUUUCUCUACUUCCUUUCCGCCUCUCUCUCUCUCUCGGGCGCUCGAGUCAAAGUCGAAGUUGAGAUUCCCAUGUGGCAGCUCCAUUGACCAGGAGGAAAGCAACCGGAGCGCCGAAGUUAACCACUGCUUUUGGGCCAAUUCGUUGUUUGACAAUUGAGGAAGUGAGCCGCAACUUUUAAAUGAAGAAACAUGGGGAAUGGCAUGAACAAGGUCUUGCCGGGACUUUAUGUGGGCAACUACCGCGACUCCAAGGAUCACGCUCAACUGGAAAGGUUCAAGAUCUCGCACAUCAUCGCCAUACAUGACAGUCCGCGUCGUCUGCUACCGGACAAACACUACUUGUGCGUGAUGGCCUCAGAUACGCCGGAUCAGAAUCUCUCCCAGUACUUCUCCGUCUGCAACGAUUUUAUACACGCUGCCCGCCUACGCGAAGGCAACGUGCUCAUCCACUGCCUAGCGGGGAUGUCGCGCUCGGUGACCGUGGCUGUUGCCUACAUCAUGACGGCCACCCACUUAAAUUGGAAGGAGGCGCUCAAAGUAGUUCGCGCUGGUCGCGCCGUGGCCAAUCCCAAUACUGGUUUCCAGAACCAAUUGCAGGAAUUUGAGCAGUUUAAGCUGCCCGAAGAACGUCGCCGGCUGAGGGAACGUUUUCCAUCCUCGGCGUUGGAGCAACUGGAUCGCACCAAAGUGGCAACUGCGCUGGAUAACUACCAGGAGCUCUUGCAGAACCGCGACAUCUGCGAGGGCAAUUGUUCCCGCGGCGAAAAAUGUCCUACAGGCGUCUGCAAUAUGGACCCCACAAAAGGCUUGUUUCGACGUCGCCCCUCCAACGCCUCCACCCACUCACGUCUGCGUGCCCAGUCCUCCAAUGCCAAUGCCUCGUCCAGUUCGCUCAGCGUGAGCAGUGCCGCCGCCCAAUCCUGCCCAACAUCACCAAAAAACUCACCGCUGCCCAUUGCUCGUCGUUCGGUGGGCAAUGAGCGUAUACCGGAGGAUGAGAUCGUCCUGGAACAGCCGCCCACCACAUCCCGUGAGGCGGCCGAGUAUGCUGCCGCCUUCGAAGAUGCUCGCCGUGAGCAGGAACAGCGCCAGCAGCAGCUGGGCAGGAGUCAACGAUCUCCCCGGCCAGGAAACUCCUCCAGAGAUGCGCCUCGGGUGAGCAGCGCCGGUAGUCGGAGGGAGUCCGCGGCCAGGGAAGGAAACAGUUCUGCCCAGCUGCAGCGGAGUGCCAGUACGGUCAGUGGAUUUGGAGUAAGACCACGGAGUAGUCCUGCUGGUCUGCAUGCAUAUACGGGCUCGGUUCCUUCCUCCGUCCACGGGUCUCGAGUGGAUUUGCGGGAUGCCGAUAAAGGAUCGGCUAUAUACCUGGGGUGCUCGGCACCAAGGGCCUCAACACUAUCUAUAUCCUCGUCAAGGGGUUCCUCGGGAGGCUCGGCUCCACCCUCACCCUGCCACACUCCACCCGCCAGUCCACGUCAUGGCGUGAAAAGAUCCACCAGUCUGGUAAAGAAGCCAAGAUGAAGGCCUGAGGAUGUCGUCAAAAGGCGAGGAGGUUUUUUCUAAAGCAAGUUGCAUUGGCACCCACUGCAUCUAAUCUGUAAUCCUUAAGCAACUUGGCACCCUUUGGCAAAAUGCGCGCGUUACCUGCUGAUUUGUUUGAAAGAGGACUACGUAUGCCCAAGUUGGGAUUCGACAGGUCUUCGAGUAGCUUACUCUUGUUAGACGCUAGGGCUGAAGCAUUCUUUGUUUCCGGCUUUGGCUAAAAAAAAAAGUUGUUGAUCAAUUUUUAAACCGCAUUCGGGGCACUCGCCCUUGGAGUGCAGCCUGAAUCAAAGAAAAAUCAAAUGUUGAGAGAUUAUUUUUCAGAGACGCAUUUAAGAAAUACCGACAUAUACAUAUACACACAUAUUUACUGUAUAUUAUAUAUAGUGUAUUUAUUUAUACGAGCAGAUUUGUUGUCGGUCCACUUGUCAGGACUGAUACACCCCUUUGGCCAGCCCACGGUAAUGGCCAUUUGUUAGUUUUGUACCGAAAGUUGGCGGGCAUAGCGAUUGUGUUGACAGUCGAACAAUAAUUGAGAAUUGUACAAUUGCGUAUUUUUGAUUAUAUCCAUUGUUGUUGCAAAUAUUUUGAUAGAGAAACAAAACAAAAACAAAAACCAAGAAAAACUAAUGGGGGAAACCCCAGAGAGAUGCGUUAUAUACAUUCAUACCUAGUUGAUAUAGUAAUGACAUAUGAGAUUUGAGAUUGUUAUUUAGAAUUGUUGCAUUGUGUAGCAUUGAAUAUAUAUAAACAAAGUUUAUUAGCUCA